This is a messenger RNA of Plasmodium cynomolgi strain B, 2654 nucleotides long. RefSeq names its product cullin-like protein. Gene Ontology annotation, biological process: ubiquitin-dependent protein catabolic process; protein ubiquitination. Gene Ontology annotation, cellular component: cullin-RING ubiquitin ligase complex. The record is from RefSeq and is a predicted model, not a curated record. The annotation marks the transcript as partial. The transcript has a single exon. NCBI's taxonomy places the organism in Eukaryota, Apicomplexa, Aconoidasida, Haemosporida, Plasmodiidae. Gene Ontology annotation, molecular function: ubiquitin protein ligase binding.
CUGUGAGAACAGGGGCUACUCUCGGAGGGGGUCGCAACAUGAGCGCGGUUGGUAUGGGCAGUCUCAGCGGAGAUGCCUCCACCGUGCUGAACCGUCGGAGUGUAAAUUCUAACAAGGGCAAUGGAAACGUGAAGAAGUACUCCGUUUCGUUCAAGAUUGACGAGGGCGACAGCGGGAAAGGCUGUGAUAGCGCUGGAGAGGAAGUAAAAAUGGGGGAGCCUGCAAAGGGGAGAGGUAUCAGUGAUACUACAUAUGUUGGCAAUUCCUCCUUGGUUAAUACGCAUAUGGGGAUAGAAAAAGAACAAAAUGACCAUGUGCUUGCGAAUAACCCUAGCAACGUCUUCGGCGUGAAUGAGGAGGGAAUGAAUAAGGAGCCCCAAAUCGAUGACAAGCUGCUGUGUGCGGGCCUGAGAAUCAUAGACAUGCUGGGACUGUAUGACGAAUUUGAGCAAACAUACAAAAACGAUACGCAGGAGUAUUACGUGGAGAAGGUAAAGGAGCAUAUGUUGAAGGAUGGAAUUGACUCAGAGAAGGAGGGAGACACCAAAACGAAGAAGCCAAACGCGGAACGUGACCUUCCUGAGGAAAUCGAAAAUUUCCUGUGCCACGAACAAAUGAGAUGUCGGAAAUUUUUAAAAGAAGAAACAGAAAUAGCUAUUUUAAAAAUGCUAAAAGAAGUGCUAAUAGUAAGAAACAAAGACAUACUUUUUAAAAAUGUGUACAUAAAGCAUUAUAUUGAGAAUGAGAAAUAUGAUAGUCUGAGGAUGCUGUAUUUAUUUUCCCUUCACAUGAACGACACGGAACAUUUUUGCGAUAUAUUUUUCAAAGCAGUGGAGGAAAUAGGCAUUAACAUAAUAGACGAGGUGCUAAACAAAAGAGACAAUUUAAAUACCCUCUACGAUGCACUCAUACGAUUAGUAAAUUAUAAACUAAACAUUGAUAGAGUUAUUAUCAUCUCCUUUCGAUAUUCUUCUUUCUUUACAAACAAAUGGAAAGAAGUUUUCGAGCAUUUUCUGAACAAGGGAACCCAUGCAGAGAAUUACAUGCCAGUGAUACUCAGCAUUUACUUGAACAAUUUGUUGAUGAUGUAUAAUACAGGCUUGAAAAAGCUAAGGAAAUAUUACCUAAUAAAUAAACACCUGAGGAAGGGAAGAAGCAAGAAAAAUAACUUUCUUUUUGAGAAGAACUGGUACAGUUUUUGCAACGAAUCUGUUAUUGAGGGGGUGGAACAGGAGAGCUCAAUUUCGACGGACAGCGAUACAAUGAUGGUGGUCAAGAAGUAUUUAAAAAAUAAAAAAAGGAAAAGAAAAUUCCUUCACGGGGUGAUGCAUACAGGUGAAGAAGUUGGCCAUGGUGAUAACCAGACCGCAGAAGAACCCAACCACAGCAGUGACAGCUGCGAUGAAGAAAUGAUACACGCCCACACAGAAAAAAUGGAAAAGCUAUUUAAAAAGUAUCACGACGUAGGAAAGUACAUUAUAAACACGGUCACCAUAAUUCUGAGUCUUUUUAAAUAUCUAAGUGAUAAAGAAAAAUUUGAAAAAUAUUUUCGAACCUUCAUGUGUAAACGAUUAAUAAAUGAUAAAAAUUUUAACAUCGUUCUGGAUGUGAAAGUUUUUAAAACUCUUAAAAAAGAAUGUGGUCCCCAAUUUACCAAAAAAAUUGAAACCAUACUGAAGGAUAUGAAAUUUUCAUGUAAAGGCAUGCAGGAUUUUUACAAGGCAACUUCACACAAUAGUAUAAAAUUGCUCAAAAAGAAAAAGUACUCCGUUAACGUUAUAUAUAACGAUGUGUGGGAACACAACAAAUUAGAAGGUGAUAUUAUUUACCCGGAAGCUAUAAGGUUAUGUAAUGAUUAUUUUUGCAAAUAUUACGCAUUUUCAAAUAAGGCCAAAACUAUUAAGUUCCUUCCAUUAUAUGGACUGUGCAUUUUGAAAGUCGAUUUGGGAAAGAUAAAAGGGAAAAAAUAUUCUAUUUCGAGUGGUUCCUCUUGGGAACGUGCAGACCAUCGUGAAGCGGGUAAUCGAGCAGGAAAUCAUUUGGCAUGUGGGGAAAGGGACACCCGAGGUGCUAGCAGAAGUGGCAAGAACGGCCCUCCCGAGGAUAAACACAAUGUUCAUGAUGAUGAGAAUUGCAAAAAUCAGAGUAAGUUCCUUUUCACGGUAACCAUCCUGCAAGCAACCGUUUUGAUGCUAUUCAAUGAGAGGCCACAAUACAGCAUAAGUGAAUUGACCGACCUGACAGGAUUCUCCAGGGACCAUUUAAUACAGUAUUUACAAGCUAUAUACAGUGGCUACGAAACGAACAUUUUGAUUUAUGACGAAGCACGUGAAAUUUUUCAGUUAAAUGUGAACUUCCAAACGGACAAUAAAUAUUUAGUGGUCAACUAUUCAGAUCAGACGUAUAAGGACAACACAGCCAUACCUGCGUUGACAAAGGACGACGGGGAGUUGGAGGACAGAACCCUACACAUGGAUGCAUCCAUUGUGAAGUUCUUAAAAACAUGUGGAAAAGCAUCCGAGAGAGACAUUUGUGCGCAUACUCGCCAAAAAGUUAACAACUGCACGAAUGAGCAAAUUAAAAGCAGGCUGGCAUCCCUCAUUAACAGGGAGUUUAUAUUCUUGCAAAAUAAUAUUUACUAUUUUGAGUUGUGA